AUGGCUAACGAGGCCGGUCGAAAUGACCAAGAACAAGAAUUUCAAUUAAUGAUUUCUCGUUUAGUUUCUCGCCGCGGCCAAUUAAAAGGUCAACUAACGCGGUUUAAAAAAUUUGUUGCUGAUUCAAACAAUAAUUCAAAAAUCACAGAAAUUUACACUCGUAUGCAAAGAAUGGAACUCAUCUUUGAUGAAUUUAACAAGGUUCAAACCGAAAUUGAGCAAUAUGAUGAAUCCGAACAAAAUUUCUCCGAGCGAGUCACCUUUGAAGAUGAUUAUUAUGAAACGGUAGCAAAGGAAGUUCAUGCAGAAUUUGUGAUAAAAAAACAUAAUAGUUUACUGCAUUUAUCUAUUACUAAUAAAAACUCACAUCAAAAUUGCGACAUUACUGAUAAACAUAAUAUUUUCAAUAAUGAAGCGCACGCCUCUGUUAAUAAUUCUUCACAGAACUUGCCAAUCAAGUCUGAUGAAAAACGAGUCGAAAGAAAUGAUAGUAAACAAAGUGUUGUUACUUGUGCUCAAAAUGUUUUAACUUUAACUGCUUACGAUAACGAUUCAUUUGUUUUACUUACAACCGCACUUUUAAAAAUUGAAAAUAAAGACGGCGAAUCCAUGAUUUGUCGAGCGCUUUUAGAUGCCGGUUCUCAGUCAAAUUUCAUAAGUCAGGAAUUAUUUGAAAGAUUGUAUAUUCAAGGGACAGAUGUUCAUAUAAAAGUUAUAGGAAUAAACGGCAAUAUAAGUUUUAUUAAUAAUGUUAUUAAAACACGAAUUAAAUCUAUAAACUCCAAUUAUAAUGUUAAUUUACAAUUUUUGGUAUCCAAUCAGAUAACGACUGACACACCCCACAUGGACUUUGAUACGUCUCAUCUCAAAAUUCCUAAUAAUAUUGAUUUGGCAGAUCCACAAUUUAAUGAAUCCAGUAAAGUUGAUAUACUUUUGGGUGCCGGUAUUUUUUAUCGCUUAUUAUUACCCGGUCAAAUUUCUCUAGGAAAGGGUCGUCCUAUUCUACAAAAUACAGAACUCGGUUGGAUUAUAGCAGGUACAAUCAGUUGUCCGAAUAUAAAUAAUAGAAAUUUUUCUGUGUGUAACUUGUCAAGGUCAAUGAACAAUCUUGAAAAUGGAUUAGAGAAAUUUUGGUUGAUAGAAGAAAUUCCGUCUUUGAAAAAUAACUAUACCGAGGAAGAAAAUGAAGUAGAGAGUCAUUUUCAACAGACUUAUAGUCGUGAUAAUUAUGGUAACUUUAUUGUCCGCUUACCUUUUAGGGACAAUCUAGAGCAGUUGGGCGAAUCAUAUGAUAUCGCAGUCAAUAGAUUUCAAUCCUUGGAAAGAAAACUCGGUAAAAAUCCUACAUUGAAAGAAAAUUAUAGUAGUUUUAUAAAUGAAUGUAUUAACUUAGGACAUAUGUCUGAAUUAAAUAAUUUUAAUUUCAAUUUACAGCCAAGCUUUUUCUUACCUCACCACGCUGUAAUAAAAGAGUCCUCAAUGACCACGCGACUUCGUGUUGUUUUUGACGCCUCCAGUAAAUCCACUUCGAGUUUAAGUUUAAACGAUAUAUUAAAAACAGGACCUUGCAUCCAGGAUACGUUAUUCUUUAUCUUAUUACGUUUUCGAUUAUUUCCGAUUGUAGUUUCCGCGGACAUCGCGAAGAUGUAUCGAUGCGUUAAAAUACAUGAAAACGAUACAAAGUUUCAAUUAAUACUCUGGCGCAAUAAUACUACAGAUCCUUUGAAAAUUUACAAGUUACUCACGGUAACAUAUGGGAUGAGCCCUGCCUCUUUUUUAGCUACUCGUUGCUUAAAACAGUUAGCUCUUGAUAAUGAAAUCAAUCAUCCUGAGGCUGCUCAAUCUAUUUUAAAGGAUUUUUACAUGGACGACUACUUAGUCUCCGUAAAGGAUAUUAAAUCUGCAUGUUUUUUAAUGAAAGAUGUAUAUAACAUUUUACUGUCGGGCGGAUUCCGUUUACGCCAAUGGUCUUCAAAUAAUGAGCAAAUUUUGAAUUUUGUUUCACAAUUAGAACCCUCUACUAAAACAGAUUAUAUUAUUAAGGACGAACAAAGUUGCAGUAAAACUUUAGGUACGGUCUGGAACUUUUCAGAGGAUAUUUUAAAAUAUGUUACAAAUCCCGAAUUUGGUCCAGAUCACUACAAGAUCUUCACAAAGAGACGAAUUUUAUCCGUUAUCAGUCAAAUCUUUGAUAUUCUAGGUCUUAUAGGUCCCGUUAUUACGCGCGCGAAAUUAUUUAUGCAAAAAUUGUGGGGUUUAAUAAUAGGUUGGGAUGAUCCAGUACCCGACAAUGUUCUAAUUUCAUGGCUACAGUUUUACAAUAGUUUGAAAUUAAUUGAAAAAUUAAAAAUUUCACGACAUAUUUUAAUAACAGAUUUCAUAUCCAUAGAAAUGCAUGUCUUUACCGACGCUUCUCAGUACGCUUAUGGUACUCCAAUUUAUUUCAGGUCCAUGAAUUCAUUGGACACAGUAAAUGUAAAUCUAGUUUGUUCCAAAUCUAGAGUUGCUCCUUUGAAAGUAAUUUCUAUCCCUCGAUUAGAGCUUUGUGCCGCAUUGUUAGGUGUUGAAUUAGCGCACACAGUAAUAAAGGCAACAGAAAAUGAAAUUAAAAUUGAUAAAAUAUUUUACUGGUGUGAUUCGACCAUUGUGUUGGCUUGGAUAUCAUCGGAAUCCAGUAAACUCAAAACGUUCGUCGCAAAUCGCGUAUCAAAGAUACAGACUUUUUCCCAUAGUCACCAGUGGCGUUACAUACCAACGGAUUUGAAUCCAGCUGACUACAUAUCUCGAGGUGUCCACCCAGGAGAAAUACAAGAAUUAGAUUCGUGGUUCUUUGGUCCUAAAUUCCUUUCAAGUAGCAAUCAAUAUUGGCCUAAUAACAUUGAAACUCAAUCAAAUACCGAUUUACCUGAAUUGAAACAGCCGCCCAACAAAAUAUUGUUAACCAAAGAAUGUGUUAAAUUUGACGUCUUUUAUAAAUAUUCUUCGUUUAAUAAAUGUAUUCGUAUAAUCGCCUACCUUUUGCGAUUUAAAAAUAACUUAAAGGUUAAGCCCAAGCAGAGAGAUUUAAAUAAGCUUAAAAUUUCCGAAUUAGACGAAGCUAAAAUAAUUUUAAUUAAACAUUUUCAACGCAAACAUUUUGCUAUUGAAAUCAAAGAUUUAUUAAGACACAAACAAGUUUCAAAAAAGAGUAAACUCUUCCGCUUGAGUGUUUUUCUCGACGAGAGGGGUAUAAUAAGAGUCGGGGGACGAUUGAAAAAUACUAAUUUAAAUUUUGACAAUAAACAUCCAAUUAUUCUGCCUGCAAAAUGCCACUUAACAUCUCUUAUUGUGAAACAUUUUCAUUUUAAAUACUUGCAUGCCGGACCACAAACUCUAUUAUCUGUUAUUAGACAAAAUUAUUGGCCUAUGCAAGGUCGAAAUUCAGUUAGAGGAAUUUUAAGAAAAUGCGUUAUUUGUUUUAAAGUAUCACCUUCUGCAGGCCUUCAAAAAAUGGGUGAUCUACCGUCAACCCGAGUACAACCUUCUAGAAUAUUUUCUGUACUUGGAGUAGACUAUACGGGUCCAUUCUUAAUUAAGAAUAGCCAUACAUAUCGAACUCGCAGAGGUUUUCCUUCGGAAAUCUAUUCGGACAAUGGGUCCAAUUUUGUCGGUGCGUCCAAUCUUAUAAACGAAAUCAAAGAUGAUGUAUUCCAAAAUUUUCUAAUUGACAAUCGCAUUAUUUGGCAUUUCAUACCACCGCGAUCUCCACAUCAUGGCGGAUUGUGGGAAAGCGCUGUACGACUCACAAAAUAUCAUUUAAAGCGAGUUUUACAGAACACUCUUCUAACUUACGAGAAUUUCUAUUCUUUAUUGGUUCAAAUUGAAUCUAUAGUAAACUCACGCCCUCUGACUCCGCUUAGUGAAGAUCCAGACGACUCGGAAGUUUUAACACCUGGACAUUUUAUAAUUGGUGCUCCUCUAACUUUCUUACCAGAAAACUCAUUAGACGUUAAACAUUCUAGGUUAAGUUGUCGCUAUAAACAAUUGCGAGCUUUAUUUGAACAGUUUUGGAGGAGCUGGUCUCGCAGUUAUCUACAGACUCUUCAAGAACGCCCCAAAUGGCAAGUUGCAAAUGACAUUUAUAAGGUCGGUCAAUGCAUCGUGUUACAUGAUGAUGCUGCUCCAUUAGCCUGGAAGAUUGGAAGAAUAAUGAACGUACAUCCUGGUGCUGAUGGGCACAUUCGAGUGGUAACUGUUAAAGUGAAAAACGCUAUAUUUAAACGUCCUGUCACUAAAAUCAGUGUUUUGCCUAUUUAUGAUCAAUCCUAA
Messenger RNA from Diorhabda carinulata, 4308 nucleotides. RefSeq lists its product as uncharacterized. Gene Ontology annotation, biological process: DNA integration. The coding region runs from base 1 to 4308 and encodes 1435 amino acids. The record is from RefSeq and is a predicted model, not a curated record. Gene Ontology annotation, molecular function: nucleic acid binding. NCBI's taxonomy places the organism in Eukaryota, Metazoa, Arthropoda, Insecta, Coleoptera, Chrysomelidae. The transcript is spliced from 3 exons.